Molecule: messenger RNA, 1546 nt
Organism: Cuscuta europaea
Lineage: Eukaryota; Viridiplantae; Streptophyta; Magnoliopsida; Solanales; Convolvulaceae
Source: the annotation of a GenBank genome assembly
CACCACCUUAGCUUCUCUUUAGUUCAAUUAUUCAAUUGCUAGCAGUAAGCUAACAAGGCGACCUCUAAUCCUUAUCAAUGGCCUCAUCCCCUUGCUGGUCUCAAAUGGCGAAAAAUCCUCAUCCUUUCGUGAUGCUAGUUCUAUCAACCUUGGGCAUGCUCGGGAUAAUCUUCGUUGGCGAGGCCGAGUCUCGGGCGUUCUUCAUUUUCGGAGACUCCCUCGUCGACAAUGGCAACAACAACUACCUGAUCACGAGUGCGCGGGCAGACUCACCGCCUUAUGGCGUUGAUUACCCCACGCAUCGACCCACCGGCCGCUUUUCCAAUGGGCUCAACAUUCCGGAUAUCAUAAGUGAGAAGCUUGGGAUGGAGGCAACAUUGCCAUAUAUGAGUCCAGAUUUGAAGGGAGAUAAGCUUCUUGUUGGAGCCAAUUUUGCAUCUGCUGGAGUUGGGAUCCUCAACGACACCGGCUUUCAGUUUUUGAACAUAAUCAGAAUCGGACAACAAUUGGAGUAUUUUGAGCAGUAUAAGCAGCGAGUGGGAGAGGCAAUCGGAGAGGCGGAGGCGGCGCAAUUGGUGAAUGACGCCCUGGUGCUCAUCACUCUUGGGGGCAACGACUUCGUGAACAACUACUACUUGGUCCCUUUCUCCGCCAGAUCUCGCCAGUUCCCUCUUCCCAUUUACGUCCCGUUUCUCAUUUCCGAGUAUCGCAAAAUUCUCCAGAGGUUAUAUGACAUUGGAGCUAGAAGAGUUCUCGUUACAGGAACGGGGCCAAUUGGGUGUGUGCCGGCUGAGCUAGCUCAGAGGAGCCGAGCCGGUGAGUGUGCAGUUGAUCUGCAACAAGCUGCUUCUCUAUUCAAUCCCCAACUUGGCCAAAUGUUAAGCGAGCUCAACACUCAGCUUAACGCCGAUGUUUUCAUAGCGGCUAACACAUACGAUAUGCACAUGGACUUCGUCGACAACCCUCAGGCGUAUGGAUUUGUGACUUCAAAGGUGGCAUGUUGUGGACAAGGACCAUACAAUGGAAUAGGACUAUGCACACCAGCAUCAAACUUAUGCCCAAAUAGAGACUUAUAUGCGUUUUGGGAUGCAUUCCAUCCAUCAGAAAAGGCAAACAGAAUCAUUGUGGAGGGGAUGUUAAGUGGACCUUCCAGCUACAUGAACCCAAUGAACCUUAGCACCAUCAUGGAAUUAGAUUCUAAGCUAUAAUUAAUGACUAAUCUGAUCAUUCUCUUCUUAUUUGUCCUCCUAUUUUUAUUAUAAUGUCUCUCAGCUCAAAAGAUGGAGCCCAUUUAUUCUAGCUAGUAUUCCACUAUCUAGGUAAUUAAGUGAGUAUUUAAUAAAUGCAUCGUCAUGUAGCUAUAACUUUUACAUUUUCAAUUUCUUGUGAUGCUGUGACAUCAUUGCUAGAGAGCAUAGCAUGCAUUAAUGCAUGAUGUUUUUUUUUAUCUCAGGCCCUUGAUUCCUAAAGAUUUUAUAAACUUUGAAAUUCUUUGUGAUUGAUUAACCUGUGUGUUUAUAUAUUAAUAAGGGAAAAAUAAUUUAAA